UGAGGACAACAACUUAACCCAACGUGUGGGUUUGUCAACAUGGAUGACCCUGAAAAGAAAUCCACGCUGUUUGAGGAAGUUAAAAGCGCUACAGAAAUCUGAAAAAAAUUAAAGUAAACUUUAUCAGUGCUUACAAUGGUGCACGUGGAUUUCAGAACCCUCAUUUUGCCAGUUGACAUUGUGCGGAUAUCAGCGUUUGUCCUGACAUGCACCUGCUUUUCAUUGGUGGCAUCCGUAGGUGUCGGGAACUCAAGUCUGUCCCACUGGUCCUGGUGCAUGUUCUGCUGGUGCUUCUGUUGCUUCAUGACGCUCCUCAUCCUCAUUUUGGAGUUCACCAACCUGCACACCAAGGUGCCCAUCUCGUGGGAGGACUUCACCACGGCCUUCGCCAUGUUGGCGGCACUCAUGAUGGCCACAACUUCGAUCAUCUACCCGACGUUCUUCACCUGCCCUUCUUGCUCCAGACAGAUCGGGGCAUCAACCGUCUCCUGGUUGUGUUUUGGGCUCUAUGCGGUUGAAGUAUGGUUGGUCCACAAAAGACCCGGUGAGAUUAGUGGUUUUCUCAGCACUGUUCCUGGUCUCCUUAAGAUUAUUGAAACCUUCAUUGCCUGCAUCAUAUUCACCUCUCUGGACCCGGCGGAGUACAAGAAGUUUCCUGGUCUGCAGUGGUGCGUGGCCGCCUAUUCGCUCUGCUUUGUUUUCUCAUUGCUCAUCAUCCUCCUGACCAUCGCCAGGCUGUUGCUUGUAUUUCCUCAUUUUUUUGACGUGCUGGUCACCGUCUGUAACGCGCUGGCUGCUGUUAUGUACACUACUGCUAUUGUGAUCUGGCCGCUGUAUGCAUUUAAGGGAAACCCACGGCCUGAAAAUUGUAACCACUGCGUGUGGGAUGACCUUGUCGUGGUGACCUUUAUGACUUUACUUAACUUUUUGGUGUACAUCGCAGACACGGCUUACUCUGUUAAACUUGUAUUUUUUACCCGUCAGGAGCAUGAAUAACAAGAUAUACAGUUUAAUCAACUUCAAAUUAUAUAAAUCAUUUAAACUUUAUUCCCUAGUGAGGCGUCGCUAUAAAUUAUAAAAAAUUUAGUUGAAUUGACUUAAGUUAUUUCAACUUUAUAAUAAUUUAAUAAUAAUAAUUUAUAGCAAGUUGUUUUCAGUUUCAGUAUUUUAGGACUAGUCUAAUCCCUGUCCGAAAAACCACCCCAUUGUGUUAAUAUUUAUUCAUAGAAAGAUAUGCUUUAUGGGUUAAUGAUUAACUCUUUAUAUGGCAUAUUGGCACCAUUACGGUACAUAGUAUUGGUUUAUAUCACUCAAUAAUACAAUAAUACAAACAGUUUUCUGUUAUGAAGUUGGCACAAACUUGACUCUAUUUGUGCAAUAAAGGUUUGCUUUAGUGCUGAAAGGAAAAGAAGUUGUAAUUUAAAGUUUGUAAAACUAUUUUCUGUUUUCUUAGUUAUGUUUAGGGUGUUGACUUCAAUUUUUAAACUGCUUAUUUAAUUUGCAUAUAUAAUAGAUUAUAUACUUUUAUUUGAGCACACUAUACGUAAAAUUGUUUUACUUUAUUAUAAAUAAAUUUUUCCAAUAUCUGUAC
This is a messenger RNA of Paramisgurnus dabryanus, 1591 nucleotides long. NCBI's taxonomy places the organism in Eukaryota, Metazoa, Chordata, Actinopteri, Cypriniformes, Cobitidae. The record is from RefSeq and is a predicted model, not a curated record.